AUGAAAUCUGCCGCUAUAGCCGGGUCCUCGAAUCUGUGCAUGGAGCCGUUCCGGUAAAGUCAGUCUCAAAACCGCAGGGUAGAUGAGGCCGAACUUCACGCCCGGGCAGGCGUGUAGUUGGCGUUUCACAGCUCCAAAGCUAGCCCGCCUCUUAGCCACAGCUGUUGUGUAGUCCGCAAAUAUCGAGACUCUUUUACCCUUAUGUAGAAGAGGGGAUGCUUCUCCCGAUCUUCUCAGUAUGUCGUUGCGGACGUGAAGAAAUGCACCCUGAUGACAAAUGGUCGCGGGGGUUCUCCAUCCCUGGGUCGGCUACGCAGAGUGCGGUGAGCCCGGUCUAGCAAUGGCUUCUCCUCUAGCCCGAGCAGCUCCUGAAGUAGCUGGGCCAUGUACUCCGUGGGCCUUGGGCCCUCCACUCCCUCCGGUAUUCCCAGUAGACGAAUGUUGUUCCUCCGCAUUCUACUUUCCAUAUCUUUCGCAUCUAUUAUCGAGGAAUGCCACCCUAGUUGUCAAUGAGCCGACGUUUAGCCUCUAGCUCGCUAAUGCGAGUGCUGUGGUCUGUAGCACCUCGCUCCAAAUCCGAUAAAGUCACCCCAUGUGCGUCGAGCUUAUUCUGUAUACUCUCGAUAGAUUUUUUAAGCUCGUCUUUGAUCGUUGAUAUCUCUGACCUGAGAUUGGUAGAGAGACAGUCAAUUUUUUCCGAAAAUGUCGGUUUUGAGGGUGCCUAUCACGGAUUGCAGCAUCUCCACAGUCAGUGUUUCCGUGGGGCCGGCAUUGGCAGCGUUCGGUGGCGGGGGUGAGUCGGGAGAAGUUGCAGGCUUGCGCGGCCUGCUCUUGCAGACUCUGUUUUUGGCCGGGUUGAUGUCAUUACGAAUUUAAAUUUAUUAAACUUGAAACUGAGUUGUUUAUGGGUCUCUUCAGACGCCUGGGCAAACAGAAAUGUAUGCAAUUUUGCAAAGUUAAAUAUAUAAAUUUGGUCACUAAUUCAGGAGCGAUAGGGAGACGCGUGCUACAUCCUUGGCUUCCAACAGCGCCCCCCGACAGAGGAGCCUCUUAAAGAAGUUGUUACAGGUCUGUGAGAGCCAGAAAUCUUGCUUGUUUGUAGGUGACCAAACACUUAUUUUCCACCAUAAUUUGCAAAUAAAUUCAUUAAAAAUCCUACAAUGUGAUUUUCAGGAUUUUUUUUCUCAUUUUGUCUGUCAUAGUUGACGUGUACCUAUGAUGAAAAUUACAGGCCUCUCUCAUCUUUUUAAGUGGGAGAACUUGCACAAUUGGUGGCUGACUAAAUACUUUUUUUCUCCACUGUAUACAGGGGGGGGGUACCGGUGCAGAGUCAAUGUGCGGGGGCACCGGCUAGUUGAGGUAGUUGAAGUAAUAUGUACAUGUGGGUAGAGUUAAAGUGACUAUGCAUAAAUAAUUAACAGAGUAGCAGCAGCGUAAAAAGAUUGGGUGGGGGGGGGGGCAGUGCAAAUAGUCCGGGUAGCCAUGAUUAGCUGUUCAGGAGUCUUAUGGCUUGGGGGUAGAAGCUGUUGAGAAGUCUUUUGGACCUAGACUUGGCACUCCGGUACCGCUUGCCGUGCGGUAGCAGAGAGAACAGUCUAUGACUAGGGUGGCUGGAUUCUUUGACAAUUUUGAGGGCCUUCCUCUGACACUGCCUGGUAUAGAGGUCCUGGAUGGCAGGAAUCUUGGCCCCAGUGAUGUACUGGGCCAUACGCACUACCCUCUGUAGUGCCUUGCGGUCCGAGGCCAAGCAGUUGCCAUACCAGGCGGUGAUGCAACCAGUCAGGAUGCUCUCGAUGGUGCAGCUGUAGAAUUUUUUGAGGAUCUGAGGACCCAUGCCAAAUCUUUUCAGUCUCCUGAGGGGGAAUAGGCUUUGUCGUGCCCUCUUCACGACUGUCUUGGUGUGUUUGGACCAUGAUAGUUUGUUGGUGAUGCGGACACCAAGGAACUUGAAGCUCUCAACCUGUUCCACUACAGCCCCGUCGAUGAGAAUGGGGGCGUGCUCAGUCCUCUUUUUUUUCCUGUAGUCCACAAUCAUCUCCUUUGUCUUGGUCACGUUGAGGGAGAGGUUGUUAACCUGGCACCACACGGCCAGGUCUCUGACCUCCUCCCUAUAGGCUGUCUCAUCGUUGUCGGUGAUCAGGCCUACCACUGUUGUGUCAUCGGCAAACUUAAUGAUGGUGUUGGAGUCGUGCCUGGCCAUGCAGUCAUGGGUGAACAGGGAGUACAGGAGGGGACUGAGCACGCACCCCUGAGGGGCCCCCGUGUUGAGGAUCAGUGUGGCAGAUGUGUUGUUACCUACCCUUACCACCUGGGGGCGGCCCGUCAGGAAGUCCAGGAUCCAGUUGCAGGGGGAGGUGUUUAGUCCCAGGAUCCUUAGCUUAGUGAUGAGCUUUGAGGGCACUAUGGUGUUGAAUGCUGAGCUGUAGUCAAUGAAUAGCAUUCUCACGUAGGUGUUCCUCUUGUCCAGGUGGGAAAGGGCAGUGUGGAGUGCAAUAGAGAUUGCAUCAUCUGUGGAUCUGUUGGGGCGGUAUGCAAAUUGGAGUGGGUCUAGGGUUUCUGGGAUAAUCGUGUUGAUGUGAGCCAUGACCAGCCUUUCAAAGCACUUCAUGGCUACAGACGUCAGUGCCAUGGGUCGGUAGUCAUUUAGGCAGGUUAUCUUAGUGUCCUUGGGCACGGGGACUAUGGUGGUCUGCUUGAAACAUGUUGGUAUUACAGACUCAGUCAGGGACAUGUUGAAAAUGUCAGUGAAGACACUUGCCAGUUGGUCAGCACAUGCUCGGAGUACACGUCCUGGUAAUCCAUCUGGCCCUGCGGCCUUGUGAAAGUUGACCUGAUUAAAAGUCUUACUCACAUCGGCUACGGAUAGCGUGAUCACAUAGUCAUCUGGAACAGCUGGUGCCCUCAUGCAUGCUUCAGUGUUGCUUGCCUCGAAGCGAGCAUAGAAGUGGUUUAGCUCGUCUGGUAGGCUUGUGUCACUGGGAAGCUCACGGCUGUGCUUCCCUUUGUAGUCUGUAAUAGUUUUCAAGCCCUGCCACAUCCGACGAGCGUCAGAGCCGGUGUAGUACGAUUCAAUCUUGGUCCUGUAUUGACUCUUUGCCUGUUUGAUGGUUCGUCGGAGGGCAUAGUGGGAUUUCUUAUAAGCGUCCGGGUUAGAGUCCCGCUCCUUGAAAGUGGCAGCUCUACCCUUUAGCUCAGUGCGGAUGUUUCCUGUAAUCCAUGGCUUCUGGUUGGGGUAUGUACGUACGGUCACUGUGGGGACGACAUCAUCGAUGCACUUAUUGAUGAAGCCAGUGACUGAUGUGGUGUACUCCUCAAUGCUAUCUGAAGAAUCCCGGAACAUGUUCCAGUCUGUGCUAGCAAAACAGUCCUGUAGCUUAGCAUCUGCAUCAUCUGACCACCUUUUUAUUAACCGAGUCACUGGUGCUUCCUGCUUUAGUUUUUGCUUAUAAGCAGGAAUCAGGAGGAUAGAGUUAUGGUCAGAUUUGCCAAAUGGAGGUUGAGGGAGAGCUUUGUAUGCGUCUCUGUGUGUGGAGUAAAGGUGGUCUAGAGUUUUUUUUCCUCUGGUUGCACAUUUAACAUGCUGGUAGAAAUUAGGUAGAACGGAUUUAAGUUUCCCUGCAUUAAAGUCCCCGGCCACUAGGAGCGCUGCCUCUGGAUGAGCGUUUUUCCUGUUGACUUAUGGCCUUAUACAGCUCAUUCAGUGCAAUCUUAAUGCCAGCAUUGGUUUGUGGUGGUAAAUAGACAGCUAUGAAAAAUAUAGAUGAAAACUCUCUUGGUAAAUAGUGUGGUCUACAGCUUAUCAUAAGAUACUCUACCUCAGGUGAGCAAAACCUCGAGACUUCCUUAGUAUUUGAUUUUGUGCACCAGCUGUUGUUUACAAAUAAACACAGACCGCCACCCCUUGUCUUACCGGAGUCAGCCGUUCUAUCUCGCCGAUGUAGCGUAUAGCCCGCUAUGCUAUCCAUGUCGUCGUUCAGCCACGACUCGGUGAAACAUAAGAUAUUACAGUUUUUAAUGUCCCGUUGGUAGGAUAACCGUAAUCUUAGGUCAUCCAAUUUAUUUUCCAAUGAUUGAAGAUUGGCUAAUAGGAUUGAUGGGAGCGGCAGUUUACUCGUUCGCCGUCGGAUCCUUACAAGGCACCCGACCUACGUCCACGAUAUCUCCGUCUCUUCCUCAUGCGAAUGACAGGGAUUUGGGCCUUGUCGGGUGUCUGUAGGAUAUCCUUCGCGGCCGCCUCGUUGAAGAAAAAUUAUUCGUCCAAUACGAGGUGAGUGAUCGCUGUCCUGAUAUCCAGAAGAGACGAUGGCAGAAACAUUAUGUACAAAAUAAAUCACAAAUAACGCGGAAAAACUCUCCGGCGCCAUUCUGAGCAAGGUGCACCUGCGUAAUGAUCAUGCUGUUUAAUCAGCUUCUUGAUAUGCCACACCUGUCAGGUGGAUGGAUUAUCUUGGCAAAGGAGACAUGCUCACUAACAGUGAUGUAAACAAAUUUCUGCACAAAAUUGGAGAGAAUUUGUGCGUAUGGAACAUUUCUGGGAUCUUUUAUUUCAGCUCAUUAAAUAUGGAACCAACACUUACAAUGUUGCGGUUAUAUAUUUUUUCAGUAUAAAAUGAUAGAGAACAAGCUAUGAAAGAAGGUACUGGAGUUUUUGGUGCAGGUACAGUCAACUAGCGCAAAAACUAUAUUCCGAUAUUAUCAAAACGAUACGAUAUUGUAAAAAAAGAUUUUUCCCCCCAUCACUACUUUUGACAUUAAGACACAUGAGCACAUCCUUGCGUGCAUUUUCACACACUCUGCUGCACACUGGGGUAUCGCCAUUCAUUUCAUUGGAGUCGCUGCUGUCUGUUUCACGGAUUGGAGGACGUUUGUUUUGUUACCCUUCUGCAGGGGGGCCUCUGAUUGGCUGAAUCUGUGCUGUCUGGGCCUAAUAUCUGUCAGGGACUUCACCCUCCAUGUGGGGUAAGCCAUGUCAUAAGGCAUAUCAUUAAUUUCGGCGAAUAAACAAAAUGAUUUGUCCAAAGCCCUAGAAGGGAGAUGGGUAACUUCCUGACUUAUCAGCAGUCAGACUUUAUGACAGCAUCUUUCCCACAUACAGUGUGUAAUUUAGAAUAUAAUAAAAUACAACUUUAUUGUCCAUCCAGGAUGGACAUUUUUCUUAGAGGUUAUUAGUCAUUUGUUUUGAUGUAAAAGGAUAGUCCUAUUAAAUUGGUGCAUAGAGGUAAACACAUUCUGUCCCAAGGAAGACUAGGAUGGAAGGGGUGCUCAGAGAAGUGCUUACACAAAUUUAGAAGCAUGACUCUGACUUGCAGCCAUGUAGAACUUCCUCAUUAUAGAGGGUAAAGGGUUGCAUUGAGCAAGGCUGAGGUGCAGUGUGUUUUACACAGCAUUUUCUGGCUGUUCUUUUUAAUGUCUCUCUGAAAUGGCCAGAAGCCAUGAUGAGCACCACUGCUCCCAGGUCGGAACUCUGUGUUUGCAGUUUAACCUAGGACUGACGGCUAAUUGGAUGAAUCAGUUUGGAGGGAGGGGAUGAAUGGUGCAGGUUACAGGCUGUUGUAGCAAGGCCAUUGUCAUGAACAUGACAUCACCCUCUUUGAACUCUUAGGAUAGAACCAAGCAUCCUGAUUAGUCAAUAUCAAGGCCUCAACAUGUGGUUUUACUCUGUAUGAACAGCCAGUGUUAUUACCUAAAUAGUCUGAACUCUGAACCCUCAUCCUGAUAACUAACACAUCAUGAUCUAAUAUUUGAUAUAAUAACUGCUCUAAUAAUGUAUGUGGAAUUGGAUAGGAUAUCAGAUAUUUAUGGUCUUAUAACAGUUUUUAGCCAUCUAAAGUGUUAGUUUUCUACUUUUGUUUUUGAAGAUCAAUGUAGAAUACUGACAAUCUCUCUCCCCUGCGUGUUCCAGAUAUGUCCUAAUGGGCAGAUUGAAGAGGAUCCUCCUGUUGGUGCUGGGAGUCUACAUAACCAUCCCCUUCAUCGUCAAACUAUGCCCCUCCAUUCAGGCAAAAAUUGUAUUUUUGAAUUUUGGUGAGUAGAUGAAACCAAUAAGGCAUGUUCUGUUGUAUUGUUUUUUUAUGGGAGUCUAAAUAAGCUUGCUCCAUCAGUUAGCUCUGGCCAAUGGGUAUUUCACCUGGUAGGUGUGGAUACUUGUAGCUCUACUCAUUUAGUAAGUGUGCAAUACUGCUUACAUAAGCAACGGUGCAUGUGUUAGUGUGUGAGAGUGCACAUGUGAACCUGCUCAUCACCUGAAACACAGCAGCACGCCAACUCCAGACGGAGGCAGUUAAGAUACUUUGCCAAGAUACUCCUGAGUGGCGCAGUGGUCUAAGGCACUGCAUCGCAGUGCUAACUGUGCCACUAGAGAUCCUGGUUCGAAUCCAGGCUCUGUCGCAGCCGGCCGCGACCGGGAGACUCAUGGGCGGCGCACAAUUGGCCCAGCGUCAUCCAGGGUAGGGGAGGGAAUGGCCGGCAGGGAUGUAGCUCAGUUGAUAGAGCAUGGCGUUUGCAACGCCAGGGUUGUGGGUUCGCUUCCCACGGGGGGCCAGUAUAAAAAAAAAAUGUAUUCACUAACUGUAAGUCGCUCUGGAUAAGAGCGUCUGCUAAAUGACUAAAAAUGUAAAUGUAAAAUGUUAAGAGAGGGUGGAUAUUCCACCUGCAAGGGUACAAUACAAAGCUCCCACCGCUCUCUCCCUCCGUCUGAUAUGCAUUAUAGGUGUGUAACUGUAGCAGUUUCAUGCAUUUUAGGUAGGAACAGGCAAGAUUACACCUAAAACAUUGAUGGGUCGGUCAGUAGCAUUGAUUUGGAGUGCCAGUUGUGGGCUGUGACCACAGCUGAUUCUAACUUGUAGCUACGUGGUUUCAACCAAUCGGUAUCCAGGACGAGAACUACCCGUUGUAUAACAUUGUAACAUUUAAUAGGGUGUCCAAUCAAAAACGUAUAUUUUGACCAAUGAAAUAAUGUUAAUUGUGUAUAUACUCCACCGGCCUUCUAGCCACUGCCACUCCUCUUCUCAUCAUUCCAUUUGUUUUGUCUUGUUUUUACUCACACCUGGUUCAUAUCCCCUCAUCAGUCCCUGUAUAAGUAUUCCCUCUGGCCCCCAUGUCUUUGUGUGUGAUUGUUUCCAUGUGGAGGUGUCGUUAGCUUGGUGGAGCAUUAUGUACUUUAUCGAACCGCUGUAUUGGCCGAAUGAACCAUUAUUCUGUGAUUUACACCUCCUGCGCCUGACUUCGUCCAAAUCACCCGCUACAGAAUCACAUACCCAAUAUCAUGGAGUCAGCAGGAGCGGGGAAUAUGCCUGGAGUCUUUGAGCGGCUCCGGGAGCAUUCCACCAUGUUAGCCAGAUUGGGCGAAGCGAUGGAUCGGGUUCUCCAGGCCCUCCAGCGCCUGGAGAGGAGAGGACACGACCCUAAGGAACCAGCUGAGCGACCGGAUCCAGCCACCCAGACACAAGCACCCAGAGGUAUUCACCUGUCUCGACCGAGGGAAUACGACGGGACAGUGCCCCACUGCCAGGGUUUCCUCCUGCAGCUGGACCUCUAUUUCCACACCAUCAGCCCUGCUCCAUCGGAUCGGGAGAAGGUGUGCGCCCUCGUCUUCUGCCUCUCGGGGAAAGCCCUGGAGUGGGCCAACGCGGUCUGGAGUGAAGGAGGAGACGCGUUGGACAACUACGGAGAGUUUGCUUGCCUCUUCCGGGCAGUCUUCGAUCAUCCCAAAUAAAUGCUUCACAGAGUUCAAGUAACAGACACAUCUCAACAUCAACUGUUCAGAGGAGACUGUGUGAGUCAGGCCUUCAUGGUUGAAUUGCUGCAAAGAAACCACUACUAAAGGACACUAAUAAUAAGAAGAGACCUGCUUGGGCCAAGAAACACGAGCAAUGGACAUUAGACCAGUGGAAAUUUGUCCUUUGGUCUGGAGUCCAAAUUUGAGAUUUUUGGUUCCAACCGGCGUGUCUUUGUGAGACGAGGUGUGGGUGAACGGACGAUCUCCGCAUGUGUAGUUCCCACCGUAAAGCAUGGAGGAGGUGUUAUGGUGUGCUUUGCUGGUGACACUGUCUGUGAUUUAUUUAGAAUUCAAGGCACACUUAACCAGCAUGUUUACCACAGCAUUCUGCAGCAAUAUGCCAUCGCAUCUGGUUUGGGCUUAAUGGGACUAUCAUUUGUUUUUCAACAGGACAAUGACCCAACACACCUCCAGGCUGUGUAAGUGCUAUUUUACCAAGAAAGAGAGUGAUGGAGUGCUGCAUCAGAUGACCUGGCCUCCACAAUCCCCCGACCUCAACCCAAUUGAGAUGGUUUGGGAUGAGUCGGACGGCAGAGUGAAGGAAAAGCAGUCAACAAGUGCUCAGCAUAUAUGUGGGAACUCCUUCAGGGCUGUUGGAAAAGCAUUCCAGCUGAAGCUGGUUGAGAGAAUGCCAAGAGUGUGCAAAGCUGUCAUCAAGGCAAAGGGUGGCUAUUUGAAGAAUCUCAAAUAUAAAAUACAUUUUGAUUUGUUUAACACCUUUUUGGUUACUACAUGAUUCCAUGUGUUAUUUCAUAGUUUUUGAUGUCUUCAUUAUUAUUCUGCAAUGUAAAAAUUUUUAAAAAUAAAGAAAAACCCUUGAAUGAGUAGGUGUGUCCAAACCUUUGACUGGUAGUGUAGGUCUGUGAAGGAAGUGGAUGGUCAGAGAGUGGUGUGGCGCAAAAACAAUUCUGGGGCCCGUAGUUUUUCCUGAUCUUCUUACCUAACCAGGUAAAACUCCGGACUUUAUAUGGUAUGACAUGAUUAAUCUGUAGCACAUUUUUUAAAUAUGGGCUAUGAUGAGAGCAGAGUAUUUCUAAUCAGGUCACAUGAGGAGGAUGAAACCCCUGUCCAACUGCAGCAACCGUGUACUUGUUCAUAUUAAUUAUAUUUUAAAGAAGGACUAGGGGGGGGUUCCUAUACACAGACUGAAAAAAAGUAUUGUUUCCAUGCAACACAGCAUGUCAGAUCGCUAAUGUUUAGGUUUGGAUAGGCUGCUACAUUUACAGUAUGUAACAGUUUUUGCUUGUCUGUUGGGAGUGAUGAGUUAUCACGCUUGCCAAAUGAAUACUGGAGGAAAGUGGAGAGCGCGCCUUGAGCUUUGUCCACCCGCGACCUGCGAUUUCCAUGAAUCUGAUUGGUCAAGACACGCAAAGAGCCUGCAGCAGCACUCCGAUGUGAAGGACAGAGAAAUUGUGCGAGAGUUGACAAAUCAUGAAGCAAAAUGUUCUAAAAAACAGCACUUUGCCCCUCUUUUUAACACUUUAUGUCAAUAUAUUUUAUUAAACUAAAUCAAGUGGUGUGGUGCUGCCACACAUGAUUUGAAAAGUGCUGUGGCAAAUGCCGCCCGUCACACGUUUUCCGGCGGCCCUAGAAUGGUGAUUUGUGACUGUCUUGUAUAACAUUAUAGAGUGGAAAGAGGCAGAGUGCUGCUAUUUCUGGAGCAUCUGUCUCAUCGAUUUUUGCUGUGCUGCUGCUUUGUCAGUGAUAUCUUAUUGUUUUAACAGAUCUAACACAGCUUCUCUGUCUACCCAACCCUACCCCCUGCAGUGAGGCUGCCCUAUUUCAUUGACCUGAAAAGGCCGCAGGACCAUGGCCUGAACCAUACAUUCAACUUCUACCUUCAGCCAGAGAUGGGCAUCAACAUUGGUGUAUGGUGAGAAGACACACACACACUUCAGCUGUUUUGCUAAGACUGUGUGGGAUGGAUCUCCCUCUCUCUCUCUCUCUCUCUCUCUCUCUCUCUCUCUCUCUCUCUCUCUCUCUCUCUCUCUCUCUCUCUCUCUCUCUCUCUCUCUCUCUCUCUCUCUCUCUCUCUCUCGUCUAUGGUCGAACUAAAGAGGAACACGGAACACGACAGAAACCUCAGAGCGAUGCUGCAAAGGUCCCGCGAGCGAGGAGUCUGGCUCAACCCCAAGAAGAGCACAGUCGGCGCUACAGAGGUCAGCUACUUUGGACAUCUUCUCACAGCGAAUGGAAUCAAGCCAAAUCCGCAGAAGAUCUCAGCCAUAAAGGAAAUGUAGCCACCAAAGAACCGCGCAGAGCUGGAAACAGUGCUUGGCAUGGUCAACUACUUAGCCAAGGUCGCACCCAGCCUCUCCAAUGCUAAUGCACGCCUGCGUCAGCUGCUAAAGUAAUCCAGUGAGUUCCUCUGGGAAAAGCAACACAACAUCGCUUUCCAGAAAGUGAAAGACUUGAUCACGAGAGAACCAGGACCAAUCCUUGCCUACUACAACCGCAACAAAGAGCUCAGACUCCAAGUGGAUGCGUCGAAGUAUGGACUAGGUGCAGUGCUACUGCAAGAAGGAAAACCCAAUGGCUACGCUUCCAAAUCUCUCACAGACUGUGAAAUCAACUACGCUCAAAUCGAAAAGGAGCUGUACGCCAUUCUGUUCGGAUGUAAGCGUGUCUAUGGACGACAAGUAAUUGUGGAAUCCGACCACAAGCCUCUCGAGUCUCUCUCUCUCUCUCUCUCUCUCUCUCUCUCUCUCUCUCUCUCUCUCUCUCUCUCUCUCUCUCUCUCUCUCUCUCUCUUUCUCCAAUUCAAUUCAAAGUGCUUUAUUGGCAUGGAAAACAUGUUUUAGAUUGCCAAAGCAAGUGGAAUAGAUAAUAAACAAAAGUGAAAUAAACAAUCAGAAAUGAACAGUAAACGUUUACACUCAUAAAAGUUUCAAAAGAAUAGAGACAUUUCAAAUAUAACAUUUCUGUCAGUGUUGUAACAAUGUGCAAAUACACUACAUGACCAGAAGUAUGUGGACACCUGCUUGUCGAACAUCUCAUUCCAAAAUCAUGGGCAUUAAUAUGGAGUUGGUCUCUCCUUUGCUGCUAUAAUAACAGCCUCUACUCUUCUGGUAAGGCUUUCCACUAGAUGUUGGAACAUUGCUGCGGGGACUUGCUUCCAUUCAGCCACGAGCAUUAGUGAGGUCGGGCACUGAUGUUGGGCGAUUAGGCAUGGCUCGCAGUUGGCGUUCCAAUUCAUCCCAAAGGUGUUCAUGGGGUUGAGGUCAGGGUUCUGUGCAGGCCAGUCAAGUUCUUCCACACCGAUCUUGACAAACCAUUUCUGUAUGGACCUCGCUUUGUGCACGUGGUCAUUAUCAUGCUGAAACAGGAAAGGGCCUUCCCCAAACUGUUGCCACAAAGUUGGAAGCACAGAAUCGUCCAGAACGUCAAAUAAUAAAAUGUAGUACGACAGGAUCUUUCUAAACGUAGCUCUUUAUUUGCUAGCUAUAACGGGCAUGUUCAUGUGUCUCCGGCCAUGAUCAUCUGAAUAUGACCUCUCCACCUGGGCAAUGACAUCUCAACAUUUAAAACAAAUACAAUACCAAAGCAUUUCAAGUUAACUUUUCAAUAACAAGUUUACAGUCUGGAACUCUUUUAGGGCAGCGAUCCGCCUACACCCAUUGACAUUUCACAGGUCUAGGACAGCUCUAGGUUUGACCUCUCUUCCUGACCUUGUGUGAUAUGAAGCAGAGCAUGCUUCUGUGUCAGUCAACAGUUCUUGAAGUGUUGCAGGUAAGUAUGGUGUAUGUUGUGUGUGUGUGUGUUUAGUCCAUCACGUUCUCUUUCAGGAGAACAGUUCAUCUCAUCAGUGUGUUGUUCUUUUGUGUUCAGUAGGUGACAACGAUUGCGGCGGUACAGCGCUCCUUCUGUGGUGCGAACAUGAUAUGAACGUUCAGUGUCAGCUGGUUGGAUGACGACUGCUGGCUUCCAGUAGCCAUGCUCCUGGAUUCUAACUGACUCUCCAUCGUUCAGUGGUGGCAGUGGUCUAGCUGACCUGUCAUGGUAUCGCUUUUGGUGUUGUUGUCUCUGUGCACGUUUUGCAUGCAUUUCCUUGUAGCUGACAACCUCAGGUUGCAGCUGCUGGUUGGAGCUGGGAAGGAUUGAGCGAAGUCUGUGGCUCAUCAACAGCUGGGCUGGUGAUUUGAAGUUGUCAACUGGAGUGUUUUUGGUAUUCAAGGAGGCUGAGGUAGGGGUCUCUCUUGUCUGCUUUUGCGUUUUCCAUGAGUGAUUUAGCAAUCUGCACAGGCCAUUACUUUGAGGGUAAUGUGGGCUUGUGGUGAUGUGUGUGAACUCCCAUGCUUUUGUGAAGGAUUCAAACUCAUUUGAUUUGUAACAGGGGCCAUUGUCAGAUAUUACAUUCUCUACAAUGCCAUGCCUGGCAAAGGCUGCUUUCAGCUUGUGUAUCACAGCUGCAGAUGUGCUGCUGUGAAGCUUGUCGAGUUCAAUGUAUCUGCUGUAGUAGUCCACUGUUAUGAUGUAGUCCUCGUUGUUCCAGGUGAACAGAUCGGUUGCCACGACCUGCCAGGGUCGGUCUGGGAUACAGUGAGGUAACAUUGGCUCUUUGGUGUUUGAGGGGCGUCGUUCAAGACAGGUGGGGCAUUUACCAUGUCCUCUAUUUGUUUGCACAUUCCGUGCCAAAACAAAAUGUCACGUGCUCUCUGUUUGCACUUUUCCAUGCCCAUGUGUCCAGCAUGGAUCUUUGUCAAAAUCUCUUCUCUGAGACUGGUAGGAAUGAUGAUGAUUUUCUCUCCUUUGAAAAUGAUUCUGUUGAUCUGUGAUACUUCAUCAUGAUGGUUCCAGAACUCCGAGACGUUCGGAGGGGAUUUUCUCCUCUCCUCAGGCCAUCCUGACUCUAUGACUUUCCUCAGCUGUGUGAGUUGUGUGUCUUUUUCUGUUUCUGCUCGGAUCUCCUUCUGUUUUGUGUCACUAACUGGUAAGUUGCUGUACAUAGUGUGCACCUGCAUGUCCAUGCCUUCACUGAGGCUGCUGGCCUUGUAGGUAAAAAACUUCCUGGAGAGUGUGUCUGCGACAGGGAUGUCUUUGCCUGGACGGUGAGGGAAGAUUAAAUGUCAAUCAAAGAGUAAAUUGCUGAUGAACUGUUUAUUGAUUCAGUGACACAGAAAAGUCAGAUAUCAGAGACAAAGCAAGCCUUUGCUGACAUUGAGAUAGGAACACAAGGCACAGAGCUAAAGUUCAAACUAGACACUGGUGCACAAGUAAAUCAAAUCAAAUCAAAUCAAAUUUUAUUGGUCACAUGCGCCGAAUACAACAGGUGCAGACAUUACAGUGAAAUGCUUACUUACAGCCCUUAACCAACAGUGCAUUUAUUUUAAACAAAAAAGUAAGAAUAAAACAAUGAUUGGUAAUAAAACAAUGAAGUAAACAUUAUUCCUCUGAAUAAGUACCGCAACUUGACAUCUGAGUGCGAGCUACAGCCCACCACGCGCAGACUGACUGGUUAUGGUGGUGAACAGCUCCCAGUAAAAGGCACAUGCACUUUCAAAUGCAAAUACAAGGAAAGUGGCAUUUUUACAUUGUUGACACUCGAGCACCUGCAGUGCUAGGCCUUAAGGCAUAUUUAGACAUGGACCUCAUCAAGCUAGUUUUAUCAGUGACAGCACCAGUAGAGACAGAGAAUGUCAUGGAGGAGUUUGCUGAUAUUUUUACAGGAAUAGGACUAUUCCCAGGAGAAUGUACCAUUCACCUUGACCCAGACGCAACCGCUGUGGUCUACCCACCGAGAAAGAUUCCCUUGCUUGGAGCAUGGAGCAGUCUGACAUCGUCACCAAGGUUACAGGACCGACGGAUUGGGUCAACGCGUUAGUGGUGGUGGAGAAACCACGCACCGGCAAGCUCAGAGUAUGUCUCGACCCAAGAGACUUGAACAAGGCUAUCAAACGCCCCCAUUACCCCUUACCCCUUACCGACGCUAUAUGGCAUCACACACAAGCUAGCGGGCGCACGCUACUUCAGUGUCAUGGACGCCAGAUCAAGCUACUGGGAUAUCAAGCUCACAGAAGAGUAAUCUAAGCUCACAACGUUCAACACACCAUUUGGACGCUACAGGUUUCGUCGCCUGCCUUUUGGGAUUAUCUCAGCCCAAGACCAGUUUCAGAUCGACGAGGUGUACGAAGGCCUUAACGGAGUUGUGGUAAUUGUGGACGACAUCCUUGUCUAUGGUCGAACUAAAGAGGAACACGACAGAAACCUCAGCGCGAUGCUGCAAAGGUCCCGCGAGCGAGGAGUCCGGCUCAACCCCAAGAAGAGCACAGUCGGCGCUACAGAGGUCAGCUACUUUGGACAUCUUCUCACAGCGAAUGGAAUCAAGCCAAAUCCGCAGAAGAUCUCAGCCAUAAAGGAAAUGGAGCCACCAAAGAACCGCGCAGAGCUGGAAACAGUGCUUGGCAUGGUCAACUACUUAGCCAAGGUCGCACCCAGUCUCUCCAAUGCUAAUGCACGCCUGCAUCAGCUGCUAAAGUAAUCCAGUGAGUUCCUCUGGGAAAAGCAACACAACAUCGCUUUCCAGAAAGUGAGAGACUUGAUCACGAGAGAACCAGGACCAAUCCUUGCCUACUACGACUGCAACAAAGAGCUCAGACUCCAAGUGGAUGCGUCGAAGUAUGGACUAGGUGCAGUGCUACUGCAAGAAGGAAAACCCAAUGGCUACGCUUCCAAAUCUCUCACAGACUGAAAUCAACUACGCUCAAAUCGAAAAGGAGCUGUACGCCAUUCUGUUCGGAUGUAAGCGUUUCCAUCAGUAUGUCUAUGGACGACAAGUAAUUGUGGAAUCCGACCACAAGCCCCUCGAGUCAAUCAUGAGGAAACCGCUAGCCGCAGCCCAGCCAAGGCUACAGAGAAUGAUCCUUCAACUACAAAAAUAAGACUUCACAAUCACUCACUGUAUGUACUGUUUUUCCAAGGUAAGCUCUGCACACUUUUGCAAAGUGAUUCCAUUUUCCACAUUUAGUACAGCCUUUAGCUGGGCAAUUUCCCUGUUCGCCAUGCACUUUGUAUCCACAAUAUCCACAUGUUUUGGGGCGUUUAGAGUCUGUGUCGCUGACUGUAACCCUUGAAAGUUACUGAGCUCUUCAAUACGGGCCAUUCUACUGCCAUUGUUUGUCUAUGGAGAUUGCAUGGCUGUGUGCUCGAUUUUAUACACCUUUCAGCAACGGUGUGGCUGAAAUAGCCAAAUCCACUAAUUUGAAGGGGUGUCCACAUACUUUUGUAUAUAUAGUGUAUGUGCUUGUCCUCUCCUUUGUUGAUUUAGGGGGCAUCUUAUAGAAAAAUAAAUAAAUAAAAAUUAAAGUCAGUAAUAACCAUUGUUAGCUUCUGAACAAACUGAGUAAAAACUCACAGACGACUAGAAAAAGCUCAAACCAAGUUUAUUCAACCCACUGGGUCAUACAGCUGCAAAGACAACAUACAAGUCACACAAGCACAUCUUUAUACCUCACAACUAGGCAGAGUUAUUUAGCAAAUAAGUGUUACAUUGUGUUAAGUGUUACAACUUAACCAUGAUCAUAUAUGUAAUUUGUGUGUCUUAAAGGUAAGUAAAAAUGUAUGACCUAAUACAUUUUGUCAUUACUACCACAUUCUGUCCUUACCAUCACAGUUCAUUAUGUGGUGGUAAUGACGUGUGGUGGGAAUUACAUUUUGACACUAUUUGGUCAUAAAUAGCAGGGAUUCUAGCAUGCUAACUCCAAUUGAACAGCUAGCAUACAAUGUAUCCUAAAUACACAUAAUUAAAACAGUUUCUCAAAUCUAACAUAAUUUGAUGAAAUUGUAGCCUAUUUGGUAAUGUCGUACAAAAAUAAUAUGAUCUUCUUAAGUCAUAUUUACCUUAAUUUUUCUAUCAUUUCCUGGCAUCAAAAUGUGAAUUUCCCUCCAUGACAUCAUGUGCUCCACUGUCACUAUUCAUAUCCAUGGUAACCAAGUACACAAACUUUAGAAAAAAAGUUAUUAUCAAAUCAAAUCAAAUCAAAUUGUAUUUGCCACAUGCGCCGAAUACAACAGGUGUAGAUAUUACAGUGAAAUGCUUACUUACAAGCCCUUAACCAACAAUGCAUUUUUUAAAGAUUUAUUUUUUAAAAAGUGUUAAGUAAAAAAGAUAAAAGCAAAUAACUAAAGAGCAGCAGUAAAAUAAAAUAACAGUAGGGAGGCUAUAUACAGGGAGGUACCGGUGCAGCGUUAAUGUGCGGGGGUACCGGCUAGUCGAGGUAAUUGAGGUAAUAUGUACAUGUGGGUAGAGUUCAAGUGACUAUGCAUGAAUAAUAAACAGAGUAGCAGCAGCGUAAAAGAGGGGGGUGGGGGUGGGGGUGGGGGGCAGUGCAAAUAGUCCGGGUAGCCAUGAUUAGCUGUUCAGGAGUCUUAUGGCUUGGGGGUAGAAGCUGUUGAGAAGCCUUUUGGACCUAGACUUGGCGCUCCGGUAACGCAUGCCUUGCGGUAGCAGAGAGAACAGUCUAUGACUAGGGUGGCUGGAUUCUUUGACAAUUUUGAGGGCCUUCCUCUGACACUGCCUGGUAUAGAGGUCCUGGAUGGCAGGAAUCUUGGCCCCAGUGAUGUACUGGGCCAUACGCACUACCCUCUGUAGUGCCUUGCGGUUGGAGGCCGAGCAGUUGCCAUACCAGGCAGUGAUGCAACCAGUCAGGAUGCUCUCGAUGGUGCAGCUGUAGAACUUUUUGAGGAUCUGAGGACCCAUGCCAAAUCUUUUCAGUCUCCUGAGGGGGAAUAGGCUUUGUCGUGCCCUCUUCAUGACUGUCUUGGUGUGUUUGGACCAUGAUAGUUUGUUGGUGAUGUGCACACCAAGGAACUUGAAGCUCUCAACCUGUUCCACUACAGCCCCGUCGAUGAGAAUGGGGGCGUGCUCAGUCCUCUUUUUUUUCCUGUAGUCCACAAUCAUCUCCUUUGUCUUGAUCACGUUGAGGGAGAGGUUGUUAUCCUGGCACCACACGGCCAGGUAUCGGACCUCCUCCCUAUAGGCUGUCUCAUCGUUGUCGGUGAUCAGGCCUACCACUGUUGUGUCAUCAGCAAACUUAAUGAUGGUGUUGGAGUCGUGCCUGGCCAUGCAGUCAUGGGUGAACAGGGAGUACAGGAGGGGACUGAGCACGCACCCCUGAGGGGCCCCCGUGUUGAGGAUCAGCGUGGCAGAUGUGUUGUUAUCUACCCUUACCACCUGGGAAGUCAGGAAGUCCAGGAUCCAGUUGCAGAGGGAGGUGUUUAGUCCCAGGAUCCUUAGCUUAGUGAUGAGCUUUGAGGGCACUAUGGUGUUGAACGCUGAGUUGUAGUCAAUGAACAGCAUUCUCACGUAGGUGUUCCUCUUGUCCUGGUGGGAAAGGGCAGUGUGAAGUGCAAUAGAGAUUGCAUCAUCUGUGGAUCUGUUGGGGCGGUAUGCAAAUUGUAGUGGGUCUAGGGUUUCUGCGAUAAUGGUGUUGAUGUGAGCCAUGACCAGCCUUUCAAAGCACUUCAUGGCUACAGACGUGAGUGCUACGGGUCGGUAGUCAUUUAGGCAGGUUAUCUUAGUGUCCGUGGGCACAGGGACUAUGGUGGUCUGCUUGAAACAUGUUGGUAUUACAGACUCAGUCAGGGACAUGUUGAAAAUGUCAGUGAAGACACUUGCCAGUUGGUCAGCGCAUGCUCGGAGUACAUGUCCUGGUAAUCCAUCUGGCCCUGCGGCCUUGUGAAUGUUGACCUGCUUAAAAGUCUUACUCAGAGAGCGUGAUCACAUAGUCAUCCGGAACAGCUGGUGCUCAAAUGCAUGCUUCAGUGUUGCUUGCCUCGAAGCGAGCAUAGAAGUGAUUUAGCUCGUCUGGUAGGCUUGUGUCACUGGGCAGCUUGCGGCUGUGCUUCCUUUUGUAGUCUGUAAUAGUUUUCAAGCCCUGCCACAUCCGACGAGUGUCAGAGCCGGUGUAGUACGAUUAAAUCUUAGUCCGGUAUUGACUCUUUGCCUGUUUGAUGGUUUGCCUGUUUGAUUGUUCGUCGGAGGGCAUUAUCAUGUAAUUUGUUUGUCGUGGGGGUAAUGACACAAUACUUAGAGACAGACUGUAUUUUGUGUAAAAAAUAAAUAAAAUAGGGCCUCCCAAGUGGCGCAGCGGUCUAAGGCACUGCAUCGCAGUGCUAGAGGCGUCACCACAGACACGGGUUCGAUCCCAGGCUGUGUCACAACCGGCCGUGAUCGGAAGUCCCAUAGGGCGGCGCACAAUUGGCCCAGCGUUGGGAGGGUUUGGCCGGGGGGCUUUACUUGGCUCAUCGUGUUCUAGCGACUUCUUGUGGCGGGCCAGGCGCCUGCAGGCGGACCUCGGUCGUCAGUUGAACGGUGUUUCCUUCGACACAUUGGUGCGGCUGGCUUGCAGGUUAAGCGGGCGGGUGUUAAGAAGCGUGGUUUGGCGGGUCAUGUUUCGGAGGACCUUCGCCUCCCGAGCCCGUUGGGGAGUUGCAGCGAUGAGACAAAAUCGAAAAAGGGGGUAAAUACCAAAAAUAUAUAAAUAAUAAUAAAGUAAAAUGGCUUAUGCACAUCUAAUAUGUAUAUAGUUUCCAUUUAUUUGACUCUUUUUUUAAAACAUUAAAUAUUGCAUUAAAUAUUUUCUCAUUAUCAAGACUUUUGUAAGUGUAAUACAUAGCAGAAUGUCAAAAGUCUGGGUGUGAGACAGGACAAAAACUGUGCAAAACAGUGAGAUCCAGACAUGAAAUGCUAUAGAAAAUAAAAUAAACAUAUGAAAAGCUGAAAAAAAGUUUAAGGUUAUUUUAGUCUCUACUUAAUGGAUGUGAAAUAAAACAAACUAAAUUAACAUUUCAUCUUAAAAAUCUAAUCCCGAGACACAAACAGGACCGUAUUUGCAAAAUCACCCUAUAUAUAAACUCAGCAAAAAAAGAAACACCCCUUUUUCAGGACCCUGUCUUUCAAUGAUAAUUUGUAGAAAUCCAAAUAACUUCACAGAUCUUCAUUGUAAAGGGUUUAAACACUGUUUCCCACACUUGUUCAAUGAACCAUAAACAAUUAAUGAACAUGCACCUGUGGAACGGUCGUUAAGACACUAACAGCUUACAGACAGUAGGCAAUUAAGGUCACAGUUAUGAAAACUUAGGACACUAAAGAGGCCUUUCUACUGACUCUGAAAAACACCAAAAGAAAGAUGCCCAGGGUCCUUGCUCAUCUGCGUGAACGUGCCUUAGGCAUGCUGCAAGGAGGCAUGAGGACUGCAGAUGUGGCCAGGGCAAUAAAUUGCAAUGUCCGUACUGUGAGACGCCUAAGACAGCGCUACAGGGAGACAGGACGGACAGCUGAUCGUUCUCGCAGUGGCAGACCACGUGUAACAACACCUGCACAGGAUCGGUACAGGAUGGCAACAACAACUGCCCAAGUUACACCAGGAACGCACAAUCCCUCCAUCAAUGCUCAGACUUUCCGCAAUAGGCUGAGAGAGGCUGGACUGAGGGAUUGUAGGCCUGUUGUAAGGCAGGUCCUCACCAGACAUCGCCGGCAACAACAUCGCCUAUGGGCACAAACCCACCGUCGCUGGACCAGACAGGACUGGCAAAAAGUGCUCUUCACUGACGAGUCGCGGUUUUGUCUCACCAGGGGUGAUGGUCGGAUUGGCGUUUAUCGCCGAAGGUACCCUUCCUGCAGGCUCAUCCUGACAUGACCCUCCAGCAUGACAAUGCCACCAGCCAUACUGCUCGUUACACCGAGGCCUGUACUCCGGAGCGGGAUCGAUUUGGAGGUGGAGGGUCCGUCAUGGUCUGGGGCGGUGUGUCACAGCAUCAUCGGACUGAGCUUGUUGUCAUUGCAGGCAAUCUCAAUGCUGUGCGUUACAGGGAAGACAUCCUCCUCCCUCAUGUGGUACCCUUCCUGCAGGCUCAUCCUGACAUGACCCUCCAGCAUGACAAUGCCACCAGCCAUACUGCUCGUUCUGUUACACCGAGGCCUGUACUCCGGAGCGGGAUCGAUUUGGAGGUGGAGGGUCCGUCAUGGUCUGUGGCGGUGUGUCACAGAAUCAUCGGACUGAGCUUGUUGUCAUUGCAGGCAAUCUCAAUGCUGUGUGUUACAGGGAAGACAUUCUCCUCCCUCAUGUGGUACCCUUCCUGCAGGCUCAUCCUGACGUGACCCUCCAGCAUGACAAUGCCACCAGCCAUACUGCUUGUUCUGUGCGUGAUUUCCUGCAAGACAGGAAUGUCAGUGUUCUGCCAUGGCUAGCGAAGAGCCCGGAUCUCAAUCCCAUUGAGCACGUCUGGGACUUGUUGGAUCGGAGGGUGAGGGCUAGGGCCAUUCCCCCCAGAAAUGUCAGGGAACUUGCAGGUGCCUUGGUGGAAGAGUGGGGUAACAUCUCACAGCAAGAACUGGCUAAUCUGGUGCAGUCCAUGAGGAGGAGAUGCACUGUAGUACUUAAUGCAGCUGGUGGCCACACCAGAUACUGACUGUUACUUUUGACCCCCCCUUUGUUCAGGGACACAUUAUUCAAUUUCUGUUAGUCACAUGUCUGUGGAACUUGUUCAGUUUAUAUCUCAGUUGUUGAAUCUUGUUAUGUUCAUACAAAUGUUUACACAUGUUAAGUUUGCUGAAAAUAAACGCAGUUGACAGUGAGAGGACGUUUCUUUUUUUACUGAGUUUAAAUAGUGUAGUUGAAGUACGAAAAAGGGAAAAUAAAUAGAUAUUGUUUGUAUUUACAAUAGUGUUUGUGCUUCACUGGUUGCCCUUCUGGCAACAGGUCACACAUCUUGCUGCUGUGAUGGCACACUGUGGAAUUUCCCUUAAUAAAUUAAGAUAUGGGAGUUUAUCCAAAUUAGGUUUUUUAAAUCUUCUUUUUUUGUGGGUCUGUGUAAUCUGAGGGAAAUAUGUGUCUCUAAUAUGGUCAUACAUUUGGCAGGAGGUUAGGAAGUUCAGCUCAGUUUGCACCUCAUUUUGUGGUCAGUGGGCACAUAGCCUGUCUUCUCUUGAGAGCCAGUCUGCCUACGGCGGACUCUCAAUAGUAAAGCUAUUCUCACUGAGUCUGUACCUAGUCAAAGCUCCUUAAGUUUGGGUCAGUCACAGUGGUCAGGUAUUCUGCCGCUGUGUAGUCUCUGUUUAGGGCCAAAUAGCGUUCUGGUUUGCUUUGUUUUUUGGUUAGUUUUUCCCAAUGUGUCAAGUUAUUAUAUUUUUGUUUUCUCAUGAUUUGGUUGGGACUAAUUCUCACUACCUCUCGUCUCUCACUCCCUCUCUCCUGCCCAUUAGGCCUCUAGCUGUCUCUCAUAGGAGUGUGAUAAACCACUCGUCUCUCACUCCCUCUCUCCUGCCCAUUAGGCCUCUAGCUGUUUCUCAUAGGAGUGUGAUAAACCUCUCGUCUCUCACUCCCUCUCUCCUGCCCAUUAGGCCUCUAGCUGUCUCUCAUAGGAGUGUGAUAAACCUCUCGUCUCUCACUCCCUCUCUCCUGCCCAUUAGGCUCUAGCUGUUCUCAUAGGAGUGUGAUAAACCUCUCGUCUCUCACUCCCUCUCUCCUGCCCAUUAGGCCUCUAGCUGUUUCUCAUAGGAGUGUGAUAAACCUCUCGUCUCUCACUCCCUCUCUCCUGCCCAUUAGGCCUCUAGCUGUCUCUCAUAGGAGUGUGAUAAACCUCUCGUCUCUCACUCCCUCUCUCCUGCCCAUUAGGCCUCUAGCUGUCUCUCAUAGGAGUGUGAUAAACCUCUCGUCUCUCACUACCUCUCUCCUGCCCAUUAGGCCUCUAGCUGUCUCUCAUAGGAGUGUGAUAAACCUCUCGUCUCUCACUACCUCUCUCCUGCCCAUUAGGCCUCUGGCUGUCUCUCAUAGGAGUGUGAUAAACCUCUCGUCUCUCACUCCCUCUCUCCUGCCCAUUAGGCCUCUAGCUGUUUCUCAUAGGAGUGUGAUAAACCUCUCGUCUCUCACUCCCUCUCUCCUGCCCAUUAGGCCUCUAGCUGUCUCUCAUAGGAGUGUGAUAAACCUCUCGUCUCUCACUACCUCUCUCCUGCCCAUUAGGCCUCUGGCUGUCUCUCAUAGGAGUGUGAUAAACAUCUCGUCUCUCACUCCCUCUCUCCUGCCCAUUAGGCCUCUAGCUGUCUCUCAUAGGAGUGUGAUAAACCUCUCGGCUCAAAAGCACUGACGCACAGCACACUACAUCCUGGGGAGAAGGCGCAGUGUGUGUAUUUGUAUCCAUGGGUGUGUGUGAGAAUGAGACUGUGACACUGUACCACAGGGGGUAGGACACAGAGGUCCCUGUGGAUGUUUACCGGCCCUGGGGGUUGGGGGGGGCUUGAGGCUAACUGGGGGACUUUGACCAUGGGAAGGGCAUGUUGUGCCCAGAAGAGUUUAGCAGUGUGGGUUGUGGUAGAUAGAAAGUAAAGGCUGAGGUGAUGAUAUGUAAAUUGACAUGUCUCUGUUCAGAGCUAUUCACUUAGAACAUGUGGGUGGUGUGUUCCAUUAUGUAAAACAUGUAGCUUACUCCCAUCUGAUUGUUCUUACAGUACACUCUGUGUUCUUGGUUACACUCAAAUACAAAUGAGGUAGAAGCGUCCUCUGUAGGUCAAUUGGUAGAGCAUGGAGCUUGUAACGCCAGGGUAGUGGGUUCGAUCCCCGGGACCAACCAUACUUAAAAAUGUAUGCACACAUGACUGUAAGUCGCUUUGGAUAAAAGCGUCUGCUAAAUGGCAUAUUAUUAUUAUUAAGCAUAUAUCAAACCAGUUUGGCUUGUGUGUCACAGGGGUUAAAGUUCUCCGUCACUGCGACUGAUUUCUGUCAUAUGUAUUUUUUUAUUUUUUCAAUUGAAUAGGAAUGGAAUUGGUCAAACCUGCAGUUUAAUACAAAAUUAUCUCAUUUCCUUAAAGCAUGAUGAUCAUUAUUAUUAUUAUUUAUUUAUUUAUUUUUACAUGAAAGGCGACGUUAACUUGGCCCCGCAGACAAUCGAUCUGAGUUAUGGGAUUUUUUGUUGUUGUUUAUUUUACCCCUGUGUCAAUCUGUCCCACCCCACACCUCUUAGUCUAUAGUUGGCCUCUAUGGUAUACAUUGAUUGCUUAUACCUUUCUCUUAUUUUUUGUCACUGCUCCUGUUCCCCCCCAGGCACACAGUCCCAUCCCAGAUGUGGAAGGAGGCUCAGGGGAAGGACAGAGAGUGGUAUGACAGUACCUUAAAAUCCCCCUAUCCAGUCAUGCUGUACCUUCACGGCAACGCGGGUACAAGGUGAUCACACAUUUGAUUUAAAAAGCACUUUUAAUUUGACUAUCUCAAAGUGCUACUCUAGCCUAGUACCCCUGGCCUACACCCUGCCUCUGGACUGUGACCUUAACUCACAUGACGACCAUCCACCUUCAAUUUUCGUUGUUGAAGCAGACUCACAACCUUUGAACUUGUACAUAGAAACGAUGCGCUCUUCAAAAUGGCUGUGAUAUGUGUGUGAGGAAUGCUUUACCUUUCACCUGGUUGAUAAACUUGUCCAUCCUGUCUGUUUCAGAGGAGGGGACCAUAGAGUUCAACUGUACAAGGUGAGAGGAUUUCAUUGCAGACACACUUGCAAUUGCUUCGCUUUUAUCCCACCCAUACUCUCUAUGUUGAGUACUGACCAACAAAUAGAAUUCAAUGUAUUGUUUGUGAAUUGACCUGCUUUCAGUCUGAUAACUGGAGUUGAGUUUGUUUCCCCUCCCCAGGUCCUUAGUGCAUUAGGCUACCAUGUAGUCACAUUUGAUUAUAGAGGUAAGAGGGGAUCUAUUUCUGUCUGCAAUGACAAUAUCACAAUACCCCUUUAAAAAUAUAAUCUGACCUGAGAACUUAAUUUAGGGGCUUUAUCUUUCAUACUUCUUUUGUUGUUCCAGGUUGGGGUGAUUCAGACGGGAGCCCCUCUGAGAGAGACAUGACGUCAGAUGCCCUGUUCCUCUACCAGUGGGUGAUGGAGAGGGUGGGGAGCAAACCCCUCAACGUCUGGGGCCACUCGCUGGGAACAGGGUAGGAACACUCUACAGACAGACAUCCGUCUCUCCAUGACAUUCAUCUCAACAUUUCACAAAUUACAUUUGUGUAAAAUAAUGAAAAUGCAUGUAUGAUUAUGAACCAAGAAUGGGAUGAAAGUACUGUACUUUUGGCCAUGUAGUGUAUAUUGCAUUGAUGCAGAAAUUAACUUAUAUGUUGGGUGAAUUUGUUUGUACCAGUAGAUCAGUCAAUUUACAGUAACUACUUUUAAUUAAUAUUUUUUCUAUUUUUCCAGGGUGGCCACUAACCUAGUCAGACGUCUGUGUAACAUAGGUAAGCAUCUGCUCAUUAAGGCUAUGACUACACACCUACUAUGCUAAAUAUAGCCUUGAUUUAUGUAGCCUUUAGUGAGUGCAGGUGCUGGGUGUAUCACCCAAAAAAAGGUUUUAGAUAAACAACAGUUCACAGGUAGCAUUCUUAGAAUUAUUGUGGUGUUAUAUACCUGUACCAUUCUUAGAGUAAUUAAAAAGUGGGCUAACUUACUUUAUUGUGUUGGGGAUUUAGAGAGCCUGGUUUGGAGUCCAGGGAGGGAUUAUGAAAAGUUUGACCAAAUAUUUUGACACUCCAUUUAUGUAAAGUUAAGUUUGAGGGCCACAUAUGCUUAGGUUCGCCAUGGACUUUUACAAGCUUUCCUCACCCAAUGUCCAGUACAGAUUGAACAUAAUAAGCAUAUCCUAAUACAAUAUUAUGCUUCUUCCCAUUUUCAAGUAUAUUCGAUCACUAGUCAGAUCCUAGCAAGUGAGAGAAACAUUAACUCAGACUUUGUGUUGUAUACUACUGGAGGCGCUAACUCAUUGGCUGUUGGACUCAACACACCACAGACACAAGGCUCCUCUUCCAGUGGUACAGUGGGGAGAACAAGUAUUUGAUACACUGCCGAUUUUGCAGGUUUUCCUACUUACAAAGCAUGUAGAGGGCUGUAAUUUUGAUCAUAGGUACACUUCAACUGUGAGAGACGGAAUCUAAAACAAAAAUCAAGAAAAUCACAUUGUAUGAUUUUUAAGUAGUUCAUUUGCAUUUUAUUGCAUGACAUAAGUAUUUGAUACAUCAGAAAAGCAGAACUUAAUAUUUGGUACAGAAACCUUUGUUUGCAAUUACAGAGAUCAUAUGUUUCCUGUAGGUCUUGACCAGGUUUGCACACACUGCAGCAGGGAUUUUGGCCCACUCCUCCAUACAGACCUUCUCCAGAUCCUUCAGGUUUCGGGGCUGUCGCUGGGCAAUACGGACUUUCAGCUCCCUCCAAAGAUUUUCUAUUGGUUUCAGGUCUGGAGACUGGCUAGGCCACUCCAGGACCUUGAGAUGCUUCUUACGGAGCCACUCCUUAGUUGCCCUGGCUGUGUGUUUCGGGUUGUUGUCAUGCUGGAAGACCCAUCCACGACCCAUCUUCAAUGCUCGUAAUGCGGGAAGGAGGUUGUUGGCCAAGAUCUCGCGAUACAUGGCCCCAUCCAUCCUCCCCUCAAUACGGUGCAGUCGUCCUGUCCCCUUUGCAGAAAAGCAUCCCCAAAGAAUGAUGUUUCCACCUCCAUGCUUCACGGUUGGGAUGGUGUUCUUGGGGUUGUACUCAUCCUUCUUUUUCCUCCAAACACGGCGAGUGGAGUUUAGACCAAAAAGCUAUAUUUUUGUCUCAUCAGACCACAUGACCGUCUCCCAUUCCUCCUCUGGAUCAUCCAGAUGGUCAUUGGCAAACUUCAGACGGGCCUGGACAUGCACUGGCUUGAGCAGGGGGACCUUGCGUGCGCUGCAGUAUUUUAAUCCAUGACGGCGUAGUGUGUUACUAAUGGUUUUCUUUGAGACUGUGGUCCCAGCUCUCCUCAGGUCAUUAACCAGGUCCUGCCGUGUAGUUCUGGGCUGAUCCCUCACCUUCCUCAUGAUCAUUGAUGCCCCACGAGGUGAGAUCUUGCAUGGAGCCCCAGACCGAGGGUGAUUGACCGUCAUCUUGAACUUCUUCCAUUUUCUAAUAAUUGCGCCAACAGUUGUUGCCUUCUCACCAAGCUGCUUGCCUAUUGUCCUGUAGCCCAUCCCAGCCUUGUGCAGGUCUACAAUUUUAUCCCUGAUGUCCUUACACAGCUCUCUGGUCUUGGCCAUUGUGGAGAGGUUGGAGUCUGUUUGAUUGAGUGUGUGGACAGGUGUCUUUUAUACAGGUAACGAAUUCAAACAGGUGCAGUUAAUACAGGUAAUGAGUGGAGAACAGGAGGGCUUCUUAAAGAAAAACGAACAGGUCUGUGUGAGCCGGAAUUCUUACUGGUUGGUAGGUGAUCAAAUACUUAUGUCAUGAAAUAAAAUGCAAAAAUUAAUUAGUUAAAAAUCAUACAAUGUGAUUUUCUGGAUUUUUGUUUUAGAUUCCGUCUCUCACAGUUGAAGUGUACCUAUGAUAAAAAUUACAGCCCUCUACAUGCUUUGUAAGUAGGAAAGCCUGCAAAAUCGGCAGUGUAUCAAAUACUUGUUCUCCCCACUGUAGCUCAAGUGUCUACAACUUGAAUUUUUCACACCCCUCUGACUGGGUUACAGGGUCACAGAAAGUGUCUCCCCGGUAGAAUUGUGACCGCUUUAUUCAAGGAAGUGAAUGUCUGAAUUAUGUGAAUUCAAGGCAAUUUAUUUAUACAUCUUAGAUAAGUAUGGUUAUAUUUCAUGAAGGUUGGUUUUGUGACAUUCUAUUCUCCAGGGACGCCACCAAACUCCUUAGUCUUGGAAUCUCCAUUCACCAACAUCCGAGAGGAGGCCAAGAGCCAUCCCUUCUCUAUGGCAAGCAUUUCCUCUUAAUCCCUUGACUACAUGUUGAAUCUUAUUUCAUUUUAUUUUAUGUGAAGUUUAUUUCUUUAUUUUCUUAACUACCAUCUGUGUCAUUACAUCUUGUAGGUCUACCGCUACUUUCCAGGCUUUGAAUGGUUCUUUAUAGAUACCAUAUCAGCAAAUGGCAUUCGAUUUGCCAGUGACGAAAAGUAGGUUGAACUUGAUUCUUUCCAGACCAUUUAGUUUAACGUUAGAUUCAAAGCAGUGUUAUGUCACUUGUUCCUGCUCAUAUGUUUCAAAAUAGAGUAUUCACACACAGUGCUAGCUGUGCCACUAGAGAUCCUGGUUCGAAUCCAGGCUCUGUCGUAGCCGGCCGCGACCGGGAGACCCAUGGGGCUGCGCGCAAUUGGCCCAGCGUCAUCCAGGGUAGGGGAGGGAAUGGCCGGCAGGGAUGUAGCUCAGUUGAUAGAGCAUGGUGUUUGCAACGCCAGGGUUGUGGGUUCGAUUCCCACAGGGGGUAUGAUUUUUUUUUAAAAUAAUAAUGUAUGCACUGUAAGUCGCUCUGGAUAAGAGCGUCUGCUAAAUGACUAAAAUGUAAUGUAAAUGUAAUAAGACCUCCCUGACACACAAGUAUUCAUCAAGAACUCAAACCCUUGUAUCAAAUGUUAUAUCAACAGAUAAACAGACCGUGUGUGUGGUGUUUGCAUGUUAAAGAGUAGAGGCAUAGUCUGAACAUGGCCGACCCAAGCUCUGUCCAUGCCUUUUCUCCAUGUCCUCUGGUAUGUGCUGAGUGGGCUAACACAGGGAAGGUCAGACUGUAUUGUAGGUGGCCUACAGAGGACAUUCAUUCAUCUCUGUCAAGACUUUCUUUGUGCAGUACUUUCUUGUGGAGUCACCAAUUUCUAUCAAGCACCAGUAUAGUAUAAGGACCUUAGGGCCAUUAAAGGGAUACUUCAGGAUUUGGGCAAUUAUCUACUUCCCUAGAGUCAGAUGAACUUGUGAAUAUCUUUUUUAUGUCUGGUAUCCAUGAGUUCAUCUGACUCUGGGGAAGUAGAUAAAGGGCAUCAUUGCCAAAAUCCGAAGUAUCCCUUUAACAUACAGUUGAAGUCGGAAGUUUACAUACACUUAGGUUGGAGUCAUUAAAACGAGUCAACCACUCCACACAUUUCUUGUUAACAAACUAUAGUUUUGGCAAGUCGGUUAGGACAUCUACUUUGUGCAUAACACAAGUAAUUUUUCCAACAAUUGUUUACAGACAGAUUAUUUCACUUAUAAUUCACUGUAUCACAAUUCCAGUGGGUCAGAAGUGUACAUACACUAAGUUGACUGUGCCUUUAAACAGCUUGGAAAAUUCCAGAAAAUGAUGUCAUGGCUUUAGAAGCUUCUGAUAGACUAAUUGACAUAAUUUGAGUCAAUUGGAGGUGUACCUGUGGAUGUAUUUCAAGGCCUACCUUCAAACUCAGUGCCUCUUUGCUUGACAUCAUGGGAAAAUCAAAAGAAAUCAGCCAAGACCUCAGAAAGAAAAUUGUAGACCUCCACAAGUCUGGUUCAUCCUUGGGAGCAAUUUCCAAACGCCGGAAGGUACCACGUUCAUCUGUACAAACAAUAGUACGCAAGUAUAAACACCACAGGACCUUGCAGCCGUCAUACCACUCAGGAAGGAGACGCAUUCUUUCUCCCAGAGAUGAACGUACUUUGGUGCGAAAAGUGCAAAUCAAUCCCAGAAAACAGCAAAGAUGCUGGAGGAAACAGGUACAAAAGUAUCUAUAUCCACAGUAAAACGAGUCCUACAGUGGGGAGAACAAGUAUUUGAUACACUGCCAAUUUUGCAGGUUUUCCUACUUACAAAGCAUGUAGAGGUCUGUAAUUUUUAUCAUAGGUACACUUCAACUGUGAGAGACGGAAUCUAAAACAAAAAUCCAGAAAAUCACAUUGUAUGAUUUUUAAGUAAUUAAUUUGCAUUUUAUUGCAUGACAUAUGUAUUUGAUCACCUACCAACCAUUAAGAAUUCCGGCUCUCACAGACCUGUUAGUUUUUCUUUAAGAAGCCCUCCUGUUCUCCACUCAUUACCUGUAUUAACUGCACCUGUUUGAACUCGUUACCUGUAUAAAAGACACCUGUCCACACACUCAAUCAAACAGACUCCAACUUCUCCACAAUGGCCAAGACCAGAUAGCUGUGUAAGGACAUCAGGGAUAAAAUUGUAGACCUGCACAAGGCUGGGAUGGGCUACAGGACAAUAGGCACGCAGCUUGGUGAGAAGGCAACAACUGUUGGCGCAAUUAUUAGAAAAUGGAAGAAGUUCAAGAUGAUGGUCAAUCACCCUCGGUCUGGGGCUCCAUGCAAGAUCUCACCUCGUGGGGCAUCAAUGAUCAUGAGGAAGGUGAGGGAUCAGCCCAGAACUACACGGCAGGACCUGGUCAAUGACCUGAAGAGAGCUGGGACCACAGUCUCAAAGAAAACCAUUAGUAACACACUACGCCGUCAUGGAUUAAAAUCCUGCAGCGCACGCAAGGUCCUCCUGCUCAAGCCAGCGCAUGUCCAGGCCCAUCUGAAGUUUGCCAAUGACCAUCUGGAUGAUCCAGAGGAGGAAUGGGAGAAGGUCAUGUGGUCUGAUGAGACAAAAAUAUAGCUUUUUGGUCUAAACUCCACUCGCUGUGUUUGGAGGAAGAAGAAGGAUGAGUACAACCCCAAGAACACCAUCCCAACCGUGAAGCAUGGAGGUGGAAACAUCAUUCUUUGGGGAUGCUUUUCUGCAAAGGGGACAGGACGAUUGCACCGUACUGAGGGGAGGAUGGAUGGGGCCAUGUAUCGCGAGAUCUUGGCCAACAACCUCCUUCCCUCAGUAAGAGCAUUGAAGAUGGGUCGUGGCUGGGUCUUCCAGCAUGACAACGACCCGAAACACACAGCCAGGGCAACUAAGGAGUGGCUCCGUAAGAAGCAUCUCAAGGUCCUGGAGUGGCCUAGCCAGUCUCCAGACCUGAACCCAAUAGAACAUCUUUGGAGGGAGCUGAAAGUCCGUAUUACCCAGCGACAGCCCCGAAACCUGAAGGAUCUGGAGAAGGUCUGUAUGGAGGAGUGGGCCAAAAUCCCUGCUGCAGUGUGUGCAAACCUGGUCAAGACCUACAGGAAACAUAUGAUCUCUGUAAUUGCAAACAAAGGUUUCUGUACCAAAUAUUAAGUUCUGCUUUUCUGAUGUAUCAAAUACUUAUGUCAUGCAAUAAAAUGCAAAUUAAUUACUUAAAAAUCAUACAAUGUGAUUUUCUGGAUUUUUGUUUUAGAUUCCGUACAUGCUUUGUAAGUAGGAAAACCUGCAAAAUCGGCAGUGUAUCAAAUACUUGUUCUCCCCACUGUAUAUCGACAUAACCUGAAAGGCCGAUCAGCAAGGAAGAAGCCACUGCUCCAAAACCGCCAUAAAAAAGCCAGACUACGGUUUGCAACUGCACAUGGGGACAAAGAUUGUACUUUUUGGAGAAUUGUCCUCUGGUCUGAUGAAACAAAAAUAGAACUGUUUGGCCAUAAUGACCAUCGUUAUGUUUGGAGGAAAAAGGGGGUUGCUUGCAAGCCGAAGAACACCAUCCCAACCGUGAAGCAUGGGGGUGGCAGCAUCAUGCUGUGGGGGUGCUUUGCUGCAGGAGGGACUGUUGCACUUCACAGAAUAGAUGGCAUCAUGAGGAAGGAAAAUUAUGUGGAUAUAUUGAAGCAACAUCUCAAGACAUCAGUCAGGAAAUUUAAGCUUGGUCGCAAAUGGGUCUUCCAAAUGGACAAUUACCCCAAACAUAGUUCCAAAGUUGUGGCAAAAUGGCUUAAGGACAACAAAGUCAAGUUAUUGGAGUGGCCAUCACAAAGCCCUGACCUCAAUCCUAUAGAAUAUGUGUGGGCAGAACUGAAAAAGCGUUGAGCGAGAAAGGAGGCCUACAAACCUGACUCAGUUACACCAGCUCUGUCAGGAGAAAUGGGCCAAGAUUCACCCAACUUAUUGUGGGAAGCUUGUGGAAGGCUACCUGAAACAUUUGACCCAAGUUAAACAAUUUAAAGGCAAUGCUACCAAAUACUAAUUGAGUUUAUGUAAACUUCUGACCCACUGGGAAUAUGAUGAAAGAAAUAAAAGCUGAAAUAAAUCAUUCUCUCUACUAUUAUUCUGACAUUUCACAUUCUUAAAAUAAAGUGGUGAUCCUAACUGACCUAAAACAGGGAAUUUUUACUAGUAUUAAAUGUCAGGAAUUGUGAAAAACUGAGUUUAAAUAUAUUUGGCUAAGGUGUUUGUAAACUUCCGACUUCAACUAUACUACCAACCAUGCAUGUUCAAACAGACUCCCCAAGAUCUUCAGAGACUUGAAUGUAACUGUAGCUUAUUCUUCUCUCUUCAAGUGUGGACCACAUAUCCUGUCCAUUGCUCAUCCUUCAUGCUGAGGAUGACUCAGUCGUGCCCUUUCAUCUAGGGAAGAAGGUAUCCAUUUUGGUUUGGCCUUCAUUUCUUUAUGAGGAUAAAUUGACGUCAUCCUCAUCUCGACCCCACACAACCUUCGUCUGGUCCUCCUUUUGCGGAGGAUACAGGAAGCUAUUUGAUCUACAAAAAAAUGUAAUAGUUGAUUUAAUACAGAUAAUUAAUAUCCUGUACAAUUUACAAUCAGCUGUAGUCUUGGCAACAACUCACGCUAGUUACUAUUCAAAUUCCUCUCACUUCAAUUAUCUAAAAUUGAUGGUCUUUUAUGAUGCCUUUAAAACUCCCCAAAUUUAAGAUAAGAAAUUAGAAUUUUCUAAAUGAAUUCUGUGUAUGCCAAUGCCACGCCAUUAUUCAUUUCAGCAUAGUUAAGUGAGCGUUGUGGGAGCUGAGUCUCGGAGACAAUUAAACUUGAAUAAUGACUUGGAAAACGCAGAGAAAUUGAAUUAAUUCGAUUUUUAAUUACUAUUGUUUUUAUUUAUUGGUAAUCUUAUUUCAAUGGGAAACCUAAAUGGCAAAAUACCAGUUUCAAUGCCUUGUUUUCUAAACCCCUCAAAUGUGCAUCACUACUGCACCACUGCAGACCUCUGUGUAACGCUCUGCAUCACAGAACACUCAUAGUUAACAGCAGGGCCAGGUCUAUAUUUGCUAUUCUUUUAAACUGGACUGAACACGAGGCUCCCAUUACUCCAUUGUUUGUGUUUGUCUAAUUCCCUUUCCUUCCUCCUCCCCUCAGCUGUACAACAUAGCUUCCCAGUCCAAGAGCCUGAGUGGACACAAGGUCCAGUUCAUCCCCUUUCCUGUCUCACUGUCCUACAAGCACAAGUUAAUCUAUAGGAGUCCUGAGCUGCCACACAUACUCAGGUACAGCAGCUAGACCAGCUGGACACAGAUACACAGUAACAAGGAAUGUCUCACUGUUGACACUGUUGAGUGUCUGUCUCACUGUGUCAUGACCGUUAGGCCAACUAAGCAGCAAUUAUUAAAUGGAGGCAAUUAGUUGUACAGUUGAUGUCUACAUUCUUGGCCGUCUUUGUACUGACAUGAAGAGUCAUGCUCAAUGUAAUUUUGUUUUGUUUUUCUUACAGUGACUUCCUUGGCACGAUUCAUCCCCAUGCUUAA
Molecule: messenger RNA, 32011 nt
Organism: Coregonus sp. 'balchen'
Lineage: Eukaryota; Metazoa; Chordata; Actinopteri; Salmoniformes; Salmonidae
Source: the annotation of a GenBank genome assembly